AUGGCAAUCCAGAAGAUGGGUGGCAGGGGGCAGGGGGCAGCUGAGCUGCUUGAACAGAGAAGCAGCCACAGUGAUGACAGGAAGCAGACACUGUUAGCUCUGCUGGUCUUGGUGCUGUAUCUGGGCACAGGGAUAUCAGGAAGCGGCUGGGAAGUAUCAGGACGGAUCAGGGACUGCAACCAUGCUCAGAAUCCUGUGGCAUCCCAGGGCUUUGAGUAUCAGACUUAUGAACCCGCUAAAGAGCCAAUAAGGACCCUCAGGAAGUGGCUGAAGAUAAACUUGCAUGAUUUUCUGGAGAAGCUAGAGAAUGAAGUGAGAGAGCUGGAACAGCUGGUACGUGAUCUGGAAUUCUGGCUUGAUGCACUUCUGGGAGAGCCACACCCAGAAGAUCCCUGCUCUACCCACAAGGGUCAUUUGUGA
This is a messenger RNA of Cricetulus griseus (Chinese hamster), 420 nucleotides long. NCBI's taxonomy places the organism in Eukaryota, Metazoa, Chordata, Mammalia, Rodentia, Cricetidae. The record is from RefSeq and is a predicted model, not a curated record.